This is a messenger RNA of Daphnia carinata, 2330 nucleotides long. RefSeq names its product solute carrier organic anion transporter family member 74D-like. Gene Ontology annotation, molecular function: protein binding. NCBI's taxonomy places the organism in Eukaryota, Metazoa, Arthropoda, Branchiopoda, Diplostraca, Daphniidae. The transcript is spliced from 13 exons. Gene Ontology annotation, biological process: sodium-independent organic anion transport; transmembrane transport. Bases 230 to 2230 code for a protein of 666 amino acids. The record is from RefSeq and is a predicted model, not a curated record. Gene Ontology annotation, cellular component: membrane.
GAGCUGUUCUGUAUACAACUUUGAGCAGUUCGAGUGUCCGUGCUUCUCGUAUUUGAAUCGUUACGCCAUUUUUGAAUGCGUUUCUCCUAAUGUUUUGCUACAUUCAGUCCCAUUUUUAGAACAUAAGUUUUCUGAUCUCCAGUUUUUUUCACCCGUUUUGAUUUUUUGCCAGUGCUUGUCGCCGACGUUAACGAACGGUGUAUUCUCAGAAUAUCCUGAGAAAAUUGAAAUGCAAGACAGGCAACAUGACCUUUCGUCUGCCUCACUGGCACGACUGAACCAGGAAAAGAAUAGUAACCUUGAAGGUAACAAGUGCGGAUUAUGUAAUUUUUACCCGACGUGGUUGCAAAGGUUUGCCAAUCCUCGCUCCUUCCUUGUCUGCUUCUGCAUCAAGAAUGUUCUUCAAGGCAUGAUAUUUACGUACAUCAUUGGAAUAGAGACUUCAAUUGAAAGACAUUUCCAGUUCGAUGGAAAAACGAUAGGAAUGUUACUGACCCUCGGAGAAGUAGGCCCCGUAAUUACGGCUGUUUGGAUAAGCCAUUUAGGCUCGAGAGGUAACAAGCCGUUAUGGAUGGGAAUGGGCAUGCUGUUGAUUGCUGUUUCCCUUUUUUUCUGCUUUACGAUGUAUUUACUGUUUCCUCCCCCACCAUCGUUGAUUAGCAGUGAAAUUAACAGCCACCUAAGUGCACAUGGAAGCCAAAAAGCAGAAACGUUUUGCAGGAGCAACGUAACGCAAAAUGCAACCGCGUUUGAUGACACGCUCUGCACUAUAAACCCUGUCACUCGUCGAUGGGCAUUUGCUGCCUGGGUUUUUAUUUAUUCUCUCAUGGGUAUAGGAGCAACAACUAUCUACGUCAUCGGUGCACCUUAUUUGGAUGAUAGCAUACCGAACAAUGAUUCUCCAUUUUAUUUUGCCAUCACCAUUGCAGUGCGAAUCAUCGGACCCGUUUUUGGCUAUUUACUUAGUUCGUUCUGUUUGAAAUUUUAUGUCGAUAUCGGAAAGCGCCCAGGUUGGAAAUCUGACGAUCCCCGUUGGAUUGGAGCUUGGUGGCUUGGUGCAUUGAUUCUCGCAGUUCUUAUAGCACUGUUUGCUUUGAUCCUUGCAUCUUUUCCUCGAGUCAUGAAAAGAAACGACGCCGCCGGGAAUAUGUCUAGUUACGCUGUAGGGGACAUGACCACUUCUAGUACUGCCACACUAGAACUACGCGAACAUCAGAAUCCGAACGUGAGCUCAUAUACAAACGGAAAUCGAUUAGCAGAGUUCAAACAAGCACUUCGUCGUCUACUUCGCAAUCCGAUUCUUCUCUGUUCAUGUGGUAGCAGCAUUUUUACCAUUCUUGGACUUGCUGGCUACUUUGUUUGGUUACCCAAAUACUUUGAGCAUGAAUUCCGCCUUAGCAAGUCCAACGCAGCAAUGUAUUCAGGUCUGUCGGGUAACGUUACCAUGAUUUUCGGGGUCCUACUAAGUGGUUACCUAAUGAAAAAGUACCAUCCAAGUUCGGGUCAAGUAGCUGCAAUUGUAGCGGUUUCAAAAUAUGUCUAUGCCUUUGGUUUAUUGCUAAUCAUGCUGUUGUCUGACUGCAAUUUUAUGUCUGACCUACCAGGAUCGUUGCAGAUGAAUGGCAGUUUAAAAUUAGACACAGAAUGCAACGAUAGUUGCAAUUGCGGUACUGUUCAGUUUUUGCCAAUAUGCUUCCGAGGGACUUCUCACCAGCAAACUUAUUUUUCUCCAUGUUAUGCGGGCUGCAGAGAAGUGUCGUCUUUCAAUGGAAGCGUGGACUACGGUUCCUGCAUGUGCGACUCCGUAUCAUUAGCAACCCCAGGAUAUUGCAUGGAGACCUGUUCUAAUGUAUACGUUUAUAUGGUGCUACUUGCAGUUAUUAAACUUGUAGUCUCUGUAGGCGCAGUAGGCAACCUGAUAAUAGAUCUCAGAUGCGUUGAAGAAAGGGAUAAGGCUCUGGCGUUAGGGUUUUUGGCUACUAUGUCCGGACUGUUAGGAUUUCUACCCAACCCUAUCAUCUACGGAAGUCUAAUAGAUUCGUCAUGUUUAGCGUGGGAAGCUUCGUGUGGAGAGAGGGGUAGCUGUUGGGUUUACAAUACCGACGAAUUCAGGUACAAGCUUCAUGGGCUCACAUCUGCUUGCCUUAUGAUAGCUGGGGCAUUUGAAGUUCUGACUUACUUUAAAGUCAAAGGCCUUUUACUGUUCAAGAACAAAAAUUCUGAAUCCUAAUUAUUAAUUAACAUUUCUGUAUUUUUUCAGCACUUUUCUUUGUACAUGUUUUCAUUUUUAACCACUUUUAAAAAAGAUUACAUCAUCUGCAACAAUUGAA